CUUUCUUUCAGUUCCUCCAGUCUUACCUGUGCUUUGAUUAUUAUAGUUGAUUCAGUCUUGCACAUGUUUGCCUGAAGUUAGUGUGGCAUUGCUUUUUGUUCACUUCAAACCAACAUGCUGCUCAGCUUUUUUCUCCUGUUCUUUUUGUGUGAGAGCACAGUGACAUUAUGGACUACAAUCUGGACCACUAAUUCUUACCCGGAAACUCAUAGUACCACAGUGACUACAGAAGUAAUGCUGUCUCCUCUGCAGCUGGUGGCCACCCCAGACUACCCGGUUGCAGUAGGUCAACAAGUUAACUUGCACUGCACCGCUUUCACCAUCCCAAACUCUGUCACUUGGUCCUUGCAACACCUAAAAAAUCAGACCUGGAAAGAAGUGGGCAAUGGUCGGGAUCUGACCCUCACCAAGCCAGAUCAGAGCGGGCUUUACCGGUGCUGUGCCAUGACCUUGUCAUCUGGGAAGCAUGUGAGCCCGAACCACACAGUCUAUAUCAUCUCCUUGCAUGCAACAGUCGGUGAGAAAAUAGGAAUAAUAGCCUUUGUGCUGUCUCUCCUGGCCUUGAUCAUCACUCUUGCUCUUCUUUCUUGGAUGGGUUGGCAAAGACUUGGUCACACAUUGACCAUCUCCAACACUGUAGCUAAAGGUCCUGGGCCUGAAAAGUCACCAAAGGGAGCUUUGCCGAAGACUGACAGUGACGGAGAUGUGUACAUGAAUUACACCAACCAAGCCUACACUGAUCUGGACCCCACCAAUAUGACUGGUGAUAAUGUGUACUCAAGUCUGUCAUGAACAUCUGUAGGAGGGUCGAGAUAAUAAAAAUGUAAUAGGAUGUAAUAAAAAGAUGACGAGCAGACAGAAGUUGGAUCAUAUCAGCGCAUAGAGCUCAAUGUCACCUUUAAUCUGAUAGAUAAGGUUUUGCAUGUACAGUUAUUUAACACGAUCUGAAUGUAGUAAAACCCACAGAUCUGUGGUUCUAGCUGGGUGAAACAGUUCCCACCAAACAGUAAGAGGCCCUUCUCGCUUUUUCUUUGUAACUGUUAAUAAAACUUAUAAUUUCCUACAA
Molecule: messenger RNA, 1066 nt
Organism: Dicentrarchus labrax (European seabass)
Lineage: Eukaryota; Metazoa; Chordata; Actinopteri; Moronidae
Exons: 6
Coding region: 115-792 (225 amino acids)
Source: RefSeq, a predicted model, not a curated record